Molecule: messenger RNA, 1568 nt
Organism: Dendronephthya gigantea
Lineage: Eukaryota; Metazoa; Cnidaria; Anthozoa; Malacalcyonacea; Nephtheidae
Product: deoxyguanosine kinase-like
Exons: 9
Coding region: 211-1122 (303 amino acids)
Biological process (GO): mitochondrial electron transport, NADH to ubiquinone
Cellular component (GO): cytoplasm
Source: RefSeq, a predicted model, not a curated record
AAAACAUGGCGGAAUGUUAAGGGCCUCCUUUUCAUGGCUAUACAUGAAAACUACCAGAAAAGUUAUUAACUUGAGAGAUGUUUCUGACUUGCAGGAUUAUUCGAUACAAGGCAUUGCAUGGAACUCAUAUCAGAGCAAAAACAUGCUCACCGAAUUUGAUAUUCUAAUAUAAAAGGAUGAACUUCUAUAUCAUUUAUUUAAAGUGUUAAAAUGGCGAGCUUUCUUUGUUGCUUCAGGAGGUUCAACAUGAUUGGUUUAAAGUAUGCAAGAACUGCAAACAUCAGCAAAAGUAUGCCUCCUAUAGAAACAUCUAAAGAGAUUAUUACCCCAAAACAAAGUCAUGUCAUCAUUGUGGAAGGCAAUAUUGGAGUUGGAAAAACAACUUUAACAUGCCAGCUGGGUAGAAAAAUGAAUUACAGGAUUUUUCUUGAACCAACAUACAAAAAUCCAUAUUUGGCAAAGUUCUAUGAAGAGCCGAAGAAAUAUGCAUUAAAGAUGCAGUUAUGGUUAUUUAGAAAAAGAUGUAUGAUGUAUUUAAGAGCUGUUAAACAUGCAGUAAAGUCAGGUCAAGGUGUCUUGCUUGAUCGUUCAUUAUUCAGUGAUCAAGUUUUUGCAACAGUAAGCCAUGAAGAUGGCAAUAUAUCUAAAGAAGGUUAUGAUCGUUACUGCAAAUUAAGAAGUCAAGUGCUAAAAUUAGUUCCACCUCCAGAUGUUGUAGUUUAUCUUGAUGCUACUCCUCUUACAUGCCAUGAGAGGAUCAGCAAAAGAGGAAGGGGUUGUGAGAGUGGUAUCCCAAUAAAGUAUUUAUUAGAACUUCAAAAAAACUAUGGAAAUUUGUUGAACGAAUUGCAAAACCACGGUAGUAAGAUCAUGAAAUAUGAUUGGUCAGAGUUUGGUUAUUCGUUCGAGGUUGAUGAAGACAUAAAAAAUCUGAAAACGUGUUUACAGUCAAAGGAAGGGAAAUACGAGGAAAUCCACCGAGAAAUAUUGGAUAUUUUUAACACGGAUGCGAACAUGUGUGGAGAAGAAUUUAGCGAGGAAGAAAUCGAUGAUGACGAGUUAACAGAUCAAGAAUUCAAAUCACAUAGCGUGGAGAACAACGAGCAAUUUAGGAAGAGUUGAAUCUUGUAAUUCCUGGAAUAUCGCCAGAAUCAAUAUGCAUAUGCUCCGAAACUCUAUAAAAAAUUUGACCUGCCAGCAGACUCGUUAAAUACGCAUAUUAAUUUUUAUUAGAAAAGAUCGCGUCCGAUCAAAAUACUUCCGGAAUUAUUUUUAAGAUGUGACUUGAAUUAUUCCAGUUAAACUGUGAAAUUAUGAAAGAAUCUAGAGCGCAAUUAAAACGAGAGAGAAACGGUAAAAAUAACAUUGCCUUCGAAUUUUUGCUGCUUCGUAGAGACUUAAGUAAACUCCGCAGUUCACUGGUUUCCAGGCCAUAUCUACCUCAUUGGGCAAUUUUGCUCUUCAUGUUUGUAAAUAAAUUGCAUGCCAUGGAUAGACACUGGAAUAUUUUCAUGAUGUGAUGUGAAUAUUUUAAUGUAUACAUUCGUUUUAUUAAAGUUUUCAAAAUA